CCGAGUUUUGAAGUUUGAAGGUUAUAUCAUCGAAGGUAACCCGAUCAUUGUCAUUAACCCUAUGCCCUGAAGGAAAAGGAUACAACAGAAGGAUAUUGAGCAAUCGUUGCUCAAGAGAAAGGUGUAUAACUAGGUGGUGUUGGCGUAGGCUAAUGGUUGCUCGCUGGUGAACAUCUUUUGCAACAAUAUCAAAUGGCUGCAUCAACUGAUCAGACUGUAAACAAGAUGGUAACCGAGACUAUGGAUACGUAUGCUGACUAAACAUUCAAGGAAAGCAUGAUAGUGUGUUUCUUUAUAAUGGCCACCGUUAUCCUUAGAAAGCCUUGGUUAAAUAAUUUUUGGAGGUGGGGUCUGCCCCAAGCGCUUGGAGCUAGACAAGUAACCGGUAAAUCACAAGAUGAGUACGUUGAGAGUGUGGUUUGCAACCAGUCGGCCAUCGGUGAAAAUGAGAUGAAAGUGUUUGACAUCGGCACCGAUGGGAAGGUGUUGCUGGCCAAGCAGGAUGGUAAGAUCUACGCCACGGGGACGUUGUGUUCCCAUUACAAGGCACCCCUAGUGACUGGUGCCCUGGGCAAGGGGAAGGUGAGGUGUCCAUGGCACGGGGCUUGCUUCAACCUAGCCACAGGUGAUAUUGAAGAUUUCCCCGGACUCGACAGCAUUCCAUCCUAUGAAGUGAAGAUUAUGGGCGAUGGAGGAGUCAAAGUGAAGGCCAAGAAGAGUGAUUUGCAAGAGAACAAGCGAGUGAAGGGAAUGUGCAAACUGAAAAAUAAGUCCAAGAGCUUUGUCAUCAUUGGAGGAGGAGCUGCAGCUGCUAAGUGUGUGGAGACCCUGAGACAGGAUGGGUUUGAUGGACGCAUCACCAUGGUAUGCAAAGAACCUUACGUUCCAUACGACCGCAUCAAGGUCUCCAAGAUGUUGGACUCUGAACCUUCCAAGAUACAACUACGGCCUGAGGACUUUUACAAGGACAACAGCAUUGAAGUACUGAAAGGUGUUGAGGCAACCAAGCUCGAUCCUGCCCAAAAAUUGGUACAUCUUGCCAAUGGAGAAACUCUCAAGUUUGAUAAACUUUUCAUCGCAACCGGAGCUCAGCCAAGGAAGUUGAAAAUCGAUGGGGUUGAUCUGAAGAAUGUGUUCACUUUGAGGCACAUUGAAGACACAAUGAGUCUGAACAAAGCUCUUGGCAGUGACAAGGAUAAACAUGUCGUCAUCAGUGGAUCCUCCUUUAUUGCAAUGGAGUCAGCAGCAGCAGCUGUGGGCAAGGCUAAGUCAGUCACUGUAGUGAUGCGGACAGCACUUCCUCUUCAGCAGUUCGGGAAAGCCAUCGGGGAGAGGAUUGCGGAGAUCUUCAAAGAGAAGGGUGUUGUUCUUCAGCCCAACAUUACUCUGAGCAAGCUAGAAGGCUCGGGGGGCAAAGUAACCCAUGCGUUGUUGGCGGACGGAAGGAAACUGCCUGCGGACAUUGUCAUACUUGCCGUCGGGUCGACGUACAACACUGACUUCCUGCGUGGAUCUAACGUGUCUGUGAACGAACACGGUCUGGUGCCUACUGACGAGUACCUCGAGACCAGCCUGAAGGGCAUCUACGCAGGUGGAGAUAUCGCUUUUGCACCAGUGUUUGUCAACGAUGGAAGGCGGCUGGCCAUCGGUCACUGGCAGGUCGCCCAUUACCAUGGGCACAUUGCGGCCAAAAACAUGCUAGGCAAAAAGACAGAGCUGCACACCGUCCCGUUCUUCUGGACCAUGCUGUUUGGUACUGGCUUCAGAUAUGCUGGCCACGCUGAAACUAUUGAUGAUGUAGUGAUUGAUGGAGACCUGAAAGGACUCAAGUUCACAGCCUACUUCUGCAAAGGAGAUGAGGUGCAUGCAGUUUUAAGCACGACCAAUGCAACGGCUGCUUACGCUGAGUAUAUCAGUGUAGGAAACAAACUGACAAAGAAAGAAAUCCAAGCCAACCCUACCAAAUGGUUGAGCCAAGUUCCUAAGGGAAAGAUAAAGUAAUUUAGGUGGAAUUUGAACCCCAAUGCAUUUAGGAUAGCUUCGAGGACCCCACGCUUAGUUUAAAAUUUCCAUUUAACUUUGUUAUCAGUUGAUCAGUAUUAUUAAUUUGGGUGCAAUAAAAUCAUAGUUUAUUUAUAUUAGUUAAUUUUUUAUUUGUAUGUAUAGAGACAUAUAACUGAAGUUUUAACAUCCACGGUGAUAAUAAGUGACCUUGUCAUUUUGUGAUUGAAAUAUAAAAUUGUUAACAUUCCUUUUGUGCAUAUAUUUGGUUGUUUUGCGCUAGUUUAUUCACAAGAUAUUAAGGUGAAGGGAAAAUUAGAUAUUGAACUGUUACUCACAGACACCUUUGAUAUUUUUAAUUUUUUUUAAGGUUUACCUGUGUAAUUUAUUUAUUUUUAUGUUUUGUAUCUAUUAUUAAAACUCUAGACCAUU
This is a messenger RNA of Macrosteles quadrilineatus (aster leafhopper), 2433 nucleotides long. Its product is annotated as apoptosis-inducing factor 3-like. Gene Ontology annotation, cellular component: cytoplasm. The transcript has 13 exons. NCBI's taxonomy places the organism in Eukaryota, Metazoa, Arthropoda, Insecta, Hemiptera, Cicadellidae. The coding region runs from base 277 to 2001 and encodes 574 amino acids. Gene Ontology annotation, molecular function: oxidoreductase activity, acting on NAD(P)H; 2 iron, 2 sulfur cluster binding; flavin adenine dinucleotide binding. The record is from RefSeq and is a predicted model, not a curated record.